AUGAACAUGGGAGGUAGUAGCAGCACCGCUGCUAAGAAAGCUACCUGUAAAAUAUCGAUGCUGUGGAACUGGUAUACGAUUGACACCUGCUUUAUUGCAAGAUCCUGGAGAAAUGACACCAAAGGAAAAUUUGCUGGUUCCUGUAUCGGCUGUUUUGCACUCGUGGUGGUUGCUCAAUGGCUUACUCGUUUCUCAAGGCAGUUUGAUGUAGAGCUUUUACGAAGACAGAAGAUAAAGCAUUUGGCGGCUUACUCGCCGGAGGAGUACAUAGUCAAAUGCGGAGAUCAAGAUACGAAGUCUGAUAUGGAGGAGCUACAAGGCUUCCACAACGAACCAAGUUGGAAGACAACUUUGAUUUCCCUAAAAAAGAGUUUUAUCUACAGUUUCUACGUUUGGGGUCCAAGAAGAUUGAAUGAACCUGAAGAUGACUUACUAAAGAAGGUCUUGUCGUGCUGUUCUCUAGUAACACCAGUGGAUUUGUACCCAAGCCUUUUGGAUCACAUGGUAAGAGUAACCAUUUUUGUUUUACAAUGGGGGUUGUCUUACAUUAUUAUGCUGUUGUUCAUGUACUAUAACGGUUAUAUCAUUAUUAGUUGUUUGAUAGGUGCUAUCUUCGGUCGUUUUAUAUUUUGCUACGAGCCUUUGGGUUCAUUGGGGUCAAGUGGAUCUCAAGGCACAGUAAGCUACGAUAAAGAAAGUGAUGAUCGCAAAUGCUGCCUGUAA
Molecule: messenger RNA, 723 nt
Organism: Saccharomyces kudriavzevii IFO 1802
Lineage: Eukaryota; Fungi; Ascomycota; Saccharomycetes; Saccharomycetales; Saccharomycetaceae
Gene: CTR3
Product: high-affinity Cu transporter CTR3
Exons: 1
Coding region: 1-723 (240 amino acids)
Biological process (GO): copper ion transmembrane transport
Cellular component (GO): membrane
Molecular function (GO): copper ion transmembrane transporter activity
Source: RefSeq, a predicted model, not a curated record